CUUGGUUGGUUUUGUUUGUAUCUUUUGUUCUUUAGCUGGUUUUUACUCUCUUCUGGUUUCUUUGAGCUCAGUGUAGUAAUUUUUUUAAUGGUGUAAUUAUAUAAUAAUGAAGAGAAAACAGUGAACAUGCUCUUCAUUGUCUAGAUUCUUCAACUUAACUUCAUGCUUGAGAGCACAUGAUUGUAGUGAUUUUUCAUUUUUUAUUCCAAAAACCCCAUUGACAGACACUGUGUGAGUUCUUGGAAUUUGGGAUUAUUUUUUUUCAUCUUUUUAGGACUGCAGUCAAGCCAUGCUUGUUGUUCCAUGAGGGGAAAAAAAUUGUUUCUUUUUCUUGGGUUUCACUUCUUUCCAUCCUCAUGAUAGUGUGAGGAGAGAGGGGGUGGGGUGAAAUGAUUUGUUUGUUCAUUUUCUUGGUGGGUUUUUUGCCUUUAGCAUAUUUUUAGUGAAUUCUUUGCUUUUCCCUAUGAUUUAAAAAAAAUGGGGUUUUAAGAAACUACUUGUCCUUUUGCAGAAAGCAAUGAUUUUUAGCUCAUUUGUUUAUAUGGGGUUUCUUGUUUCUUUGUGGUUAGGAAUAUUUUGAAGAAUAUUGAGGAGUUUUUUUUGUUGUUGUGGUGAUGGGUGAGAAGAUGCAAAGCCACCAUAUGGUGAGUGUGAAGGGGAGUGAGCAAUUUAACUCAAAGAGAAAGCAUAGAUUUGUACCUUCACAGACUUAUCUUCCAAAGCUUUUUGCUUUAUGGAUUAUCUGGUGUACAUUUUUCAGCAUUGCUUUGUACUUUUAUAUGGAUGCUAAUCAUAAGGAGAAAAGAAAAGAAGGGCUUGUGAGUAUGUGUGAUCAAAGGGCAAGGAUGUUACAAGAUCAAUUCAGUGUUAGUGUGAACCAUGUACAUGCCCUUGCUAUACUUGUAUCAACUUUCCAUUAUGAGAAGAAUCCAUCAGCAAUUGAUCAGAAUACUUUUGCUGAGUACACUGCUAGAACUGCCUUUGAGAGGCCACUAUUAAGUGGGGUGGCAUAUGCAGAGAGAGUUUUAAACUCAGAAAGGGAAGAAUUUGAGAGAGAACAUGGAUGGACUAUUAAAACAAUGGAAAGAAAGCCUUCACCAAUCAGAGAUGAGUAUUCUCCAGUUAUAUUUUCUCAAGAGACUGUUUCCUACAUAGAAUCACUUGACAUGAUGUCAGGAGAGGAGGAUCGCGAAAACAUCUUAAGAGCUAGGGCCAGUGGGAAGGCGGUUCUUACGAGCCCCUUCAGGCUUCUGGGUUCUCAUCACCUUGGUGUUGUUUUGACAUUCCCUGUUUACAGAUCCAAGCUUCCGGAAAACCCAACGGAGCAUGAACGGGUUGAAGCAACUGCAGGGUUUCUUGGUGGAGCCUUUGAUGUUGAGUCUCUCGUUGAGUGUCUACUCGGGCAACUUGCUGCAAAUCAUCCAAUAAUUGUAAAUGUCUAUGAUGUUACAAACUCCUCUGAUCCUUUAAUCAUGUACGGACACCAGAACCCCAAUGGUGAUGCCUCACUUAAGCAUGUAAGCAAGCUUGAUUUUGGUGAUCCAUUUCGUAAGCAUGAGAUGAUUUGCAGGUAUCUUUACGAAGAUCCUAUAUCUUGGGGUGCAGUGACCACUGCAGUUUUCAUUUUUACCAUCUUCCUCUUAAUUGGCUACACGGGUUACAAAUCUGCUAGCCACAUUAAUAAAGUAGAGGAUGAUUUCCAUAAAAUGCAGGAGCUAAAGGUUCAAGCUGAAGCAGCUGAUGUUGCCAAAUCCCAGUUCUUGGCUACUGUUUCACAUGAAAUAAGAACUCCUAUGAAUGGAAUCCUAGGAAUGCUUGCUCUGCUUCUAGAUACGGAUCUGAGUUCAACUCAAAGAGAUUAUGCUCAAACUGCUCAAGAUUGUGGAAAGUCACUGAUAAGAUUGAUAAAUGAAGUGCUUGAUCGAGCUAAAAUUGAAGCUGGCAAGUUAGAGCUUGAGGCAGUUCCAUUUGACCUUCGCUCUAUACUGGAUGAUGUUCUCUCUUUAUUCUCUGAUGAGUCAAGGCGCAAAGGUGUUGAGUUGGCCGUCUUUGUUUCUGAUAAAGUGCCUGAAAUUGUUAUGGGGGAUCCAGGAAGAUUCAGACAAGUGAUAACAAAUCUGGUGAACAACUCGGUCAAAUUCACUCUAAAAGGGCAUAUAUUUGUUCAAGUUCAUCUGGCAGAACAAAAAAAAGAUGGGGACAAAAAUGACACCUGCUUGAAUGGAGGAUCUGAAAGUAUUAUUUCUUCUAGUGCUUUUCAUUUCAAGACCUUAAGUGGUUAUGAAACUGCUGAUGGCCAGAACACUUGGAACACAUUCAAGCAUAUAAUUGCUGACAAUGGGUUGUACUAUGAAUCUGCAACUAAGGUGGUGAAUGAUGAUCUCUCUCGGGAUGUCACUGUAAUGGUUAGUGUUGAGGAUACUGGGAUUGGGAUCCCUUUGAAAACACAAGAUCGAGUUUUUACACCAUUCAUGCAGGCAGACAGUUCAACUUCUAGAAAGUAUGGAGGAACUGGUAUUGGGUUAAGCAUUAGCAAGUGUCUCGUCGAGCUGAUGGGCGGUCAUAUAAGUUUCAUUAGCCGUCCCAAGAUUGGAAGCACAUUUUCUUUCAGUGUUAGCUUCCUAAGAUGUGAGAAACAUGCUGUUGGUGAUCUGAAAAAAUCUCAUUCUGAUGAUUUGCCUACUUCAUUCAAAGGUCUAAAUGCUAUUAUAGUCGAUGAUAAGCCUGUAAGAGCUGCUGUAACAGGAUACCAUCUGAAGAGACUUGGUAUUCGGGCAGAAGUUGUCAGUAGCAUCAAGAGAGCAGCAGCCACUCUUGGGAAAAAUGGUUCUGUUGUUUCCAAGAAGCUGGACAUGAUUCUGGUUGAGAAGGACUUGUGGAUAUCUGAAGAUGUUGACCUAAAUUUACACUUUCCAGACAUCAAUCAAAAUGGACACAUGUACAAGUUACCGAAGAUGAUCCUUCUGGCGACUAAUAUCACCAACACUGAACAUGAAAAGGCUAAAGCAGUAGGUUUUUCAGUGAUAAUGAAACCUCUUAGAGCAAGUAUGCUGGCUGCAUGCCUUCAGCAGCUAAUUGGAAUUGGAAACAAGAGUCGAGGAAAAGAUUUGUGCAAUGGAUCUCCAUCCCUUCGUGGCCUACUAUGUGGUAUGAAAAUUUUGGUGGUUGAUGAUAAUAGAGUAAAUCGCAGGGUUGCUGCUGGUGCACUCAAAAAGUUUGGGGCCGAGGUAGAGUGUGCUGAGAGUGGGAAAGCUGCUCUUGCAUUGCUGCAGUUACCACACAAUUUUGAUGCAUGCUUUAUGGAUAUUCAGAUGCCAGAAAUGGAUGGGUUUGAGGCUACACGUCGAAUUAGGGAACUGGAGAGCAUUGCAAAUGAACAACAGAAUGGAGUGUUGAACUGUGAUGGAGGUACAAAGAGGCACGUGUGGCACAUGCCGAUAUUGGCCAUGACUGCUGAUGUAAUUCAUGCCACAUUAGAGAAAUGCCUCAAGUGUGGAAUGGAUGGUUACGUCUCAAAACCAUUCGAGGAAGAGAAUCUUUAUGAAGCUGUAUCCAAGUUCUUCGAAUCCAAGCCUAACUCGGACAAAUAGCUAAAUUCCUAUUCCACUGAUUUUGCUGCACCUCUCGUCUGAAACGGACUACCAGCAAAUUUUCAGCAUCCUGCUGGUGCAUUCUUGUUUGACUUGUUCUAGUGUAUGGACAUGAUUAGCCACAAUGACAUAUUUAGCAAGUGAUUAGCUUCUAACCAGUUUAGAUCUUUGACAUGAUUAGCUUCUUAAGUAUAUAUUGUUGUAUGUAUACUGCAAAAGAACUUCUAUCCCUGUCUUGUAUGUACAUUUAAAAGGGGAGAAGAAGUUAAAGCUGUAUAAUCUUGAUACCUUUUUAUGGUUUCCUUUGAUAUUUUUGACUGAGAAGCUACUAAUU
Messenger RNA from Solanum stenotomum, 3924 nucleotides. Its product is annotated as histidine kinase 4. Gene Ontology annotation, biological process: phosphorylation; phosphorelay signal transduction system. Gene Ontology annotation, molecular function: phosphorelay sensor kinase activity. The record is from RefSeq and is a predicted model, not a curated record. The transcript has 11 exons. NCBI's taxonomy places the organism in Eukaryota, Viridiplantae, Streptophyta, Magnoliopsida, Solanales, Solanaceae. The coding region runs from base 615 to 3590 and encodes 991 amino acids.